Mytilus trossulus (common blue mussel) is the source of this 1683-nucleotide messenger RNA. RefSeq lists its product as uncharacterized. The transcript has a single exon. Gene Ontology annotation, molecular function: catalytic activity. The coding region runs from base 1 to 1683 and encodes 560 amino acids. Lineage: Eukaryota; Metazoa; Mollusca; Bivalvia; Mytilida; Mytilidae. The record is from RefSeq and is a predicted model, not a curated record.
AUGCUGUCAAGUCGAGCAAAAAAGGCACUGAUUGAAUGGAAGCCAAUCACUGAGAGACUAAUGUAUGCCAGAUUCCACACAUCAACCAUUAAAAUAAGUAUCAUCACUGUAUAUGCACCGACCAACGAUGCUACAGAUGAAACAAAAGAAAGCUUCAUAGAACAGCUAGAUAGAGUCAUAGCAGGAACACCUAAACAUGACAUCCUAUUAGUAAUGGGAGAUUUUAAUGCAAAGGUUGGAAUGAACAAUGACGGUCACGAAAACAUCAUGGGAAGGCAUGGAAUAGGGAGAAGAAACGAAAAUGGAGGAAACCUCCUUGAUAUUUGCCAAAGGAACAACUUAGUCAUUACUGGCACAAUCUUUCCACACAAAGACAAACACAAAGUAACAUGGAUAUCACCAAACAAGAAAACAGAAAAUCAAAUAGACCAUAUCCUGGUUACAAGACAACACAGAACAUCAAUACUGGACACAAGAGCUAUGAGAGGAGCAGACAUUGGCAGCGAUCACGAACUCCUCAAAUGCAAAUUAAGAAUCAAACUUAAGAAAUACAAAAUAGUAACAGAUACUUCAAGAAAGAGAUUCGAUACCACAAAACUACAAUGUCCAGAAAUAAGAAAAGCAUUUUCAAUCGAGUUGAAGAACAGGUUCCAACUCUUAGACGAGCUAGAGGACAUAGAAACAUUCUGGGAAGGUAUAACAAAAUGCUAUAAAGAAACAGCAACUAACACCCUAGGUUUCAAAGAGCGUGGACAAAAGCCCUGGAUCUCCAAUGAGUCAUGGAAACUUGUAGAUGAGAGAAGACAACUAAAGGAAAGAACUAACAGCAGUAGAUCAGAACGAGUUAAGAACAACUUACAUGCCAAGUACAGUGACAAGGACAAGGAGGUGAAGAAAAGUAUGAGAAAUGACAAAAGGCAAUGGACAGACAACUUAAUAGAAGAAGCAGAAAAAGCAGCAAGCAAUGGCAUGAUGAAAACUGUAUACGAAGUAACAAGAACAAUUUGCAAUGAAAAACAGAAACCACCUCAAGUCAUCAAAGAUAAGUCUGGAAAUCCAUUAUCUAGCCAUGAUGAAAAACUAAAAAGAUGGAAAGAACACUUUCAAGAAGUCUUGAACAAACCUGAGCCUGAAAUACCAUUUAACAUCAAUUUAAACUAUGAAAUCGAGGAAAGAGGUAUAGAUACAGGUCCAAUCACGAAAGAGGAAAUUUCAAAAGCAUUGAAAAGAUUAAAAAAUGGGACGUCAGGAGGUAUAGGUGGCAUAACAGCUGAGAUACUAAAAGCAGAUUCAAUAACAACCACCAAGUAUUUACAUAAACUGUACAAUAUGAUAUGGAUUGGAGAUAAAAUACCAAAAGAUUGGAAUAAAGGUGUGAUAGUUAAAAUAGUAAAGAAAGGAGAUAGAACAUGCUGCGACAACUACAGAGGCAUAACACUACUCUCUGUGCCAAGUAAGGUAUUCACUAAGAUCAUCAUCCAAAGAAUACAAGAAGGAAUAGAUGAAGAACUGAGACAAGAACAAGCUGGCUUCAGAAGGGGUAAAAGCACUACAGAACAACUUUUCACAUUAAGAAACAUUAUUGAACAAUGUUCAGAAUGGAAUGCUCCUUUAUACAUCAACUUUGUAGCCUUUAAAAGGCGUUUGACUCCAUCCACAGGGAAAGCUUAUGGUCCAUCUUAA